UAAUUUUGAAAUUUAUUAAGUACUGCAAUUUCUAAAAUAUACCAUGAAAACCGUAAAAGUUCAUUGGUUCAUCUGUUGAAGAAUGUUCUAAAACGUCAAUAACAAUUUUCUAACAUAAAUUUGCGUUUUUAAAUUAUAUCAGAUAAUAUGAACUUUUCUGUUCGCUGAACAAAUGCCGCUCGUUUUGAAUUUUUCAUACAGGCUUCAUGGAAUUGUAAAAUGUAAAAUGUAAAAGACGAUCGUAGCUCGCAAUUUAUAAUAAACUUCGGAAUCGGGGGGAAAAAAAGUGAUUCAAAUUUAAUACUACGAAAAAAUCAAUAAAAACAGUAUAUAACGUCGGGCAACUGUAUGUCGGUGGCUUGGAUAGUAAGCCAACCACCAGGUUCACGAUCAGAUGGAAAUAUUGAUCCUGGAUAAGGGCAUCUGUGUUCCGUCUGUUGGCAAACACGUUUUAUCGCAUCAUAUCCGAACUCUGACUUAAAAGUGAUAUUUGAUAUGUAAUUUGCUUUUUGUUAGAGAAUAUCGUCUGUAAACACGACGCGAUGGUGGUUUAUUACAAGUGAUCAUCGUGAACUGGAUAACUCGUACUUUCAAGUGGUGCAUCAUAGUUCCUACCUCGCAUAGUUCGAUCACGCGUACGCACAACUGACAGUGACGUGUAAACAAUAUUUUCUUUAAAUUCGUGCGUUCACCUAAAUGGAGCAUGGCUUUGUAAUUCUUUCUCAAGGAUGUUAAACGCAAUGGAAUCCCAUUUGUUCCGGAUCUCCAUCAAAAUUUGACGAAAGCUCAACAAUAUGUUACCCUCGUAACGAAAAGGGUGACUUCGUGCAGGUAGAGACCAGGAAGUUGCCAAUUGAUGUGCAUGAUUUCUCUGUACGUAUAAGCUGUGGUAGUUAUUAUUAGCUCCGUAUUAUAUGCAUCGAGGCUAAUUGGCGCGAUAACGUUCGCGUUCCCAAACAGACGAACGCGAUAGCGGGAAACAUAUCGUAGAAGAAAAAAAUCAGUUCGCCGUAGACACAUUUUCAUGCAGAUCUAUUUGCGCGCUUCUGCGCGACGAAGUUCGACCUCCGAGACUAUCUGUCUCGUGCGGAAGCAUCGAAGUAUUUUCGGUAAAAAAAAGCAAAACUAACGGAGAGCCUGGGGCACGAAAUUAAAAUCAAAUCCGCUCGGAUCUGUUAAUAAGAAGUUCGGUCGUACACGAUGCCUUCUAUUUGUUGUUACGAUCGUCAUACGGAUUCUUCUCUUGCGGUCCCGUGACGAUUGAAGGCUGCGUGACAAUUGGUUGGCCUCUUCUAGCGAAAAUCCGCAACGAUGCUUUUGAAAAAUUAACUAGAUGACCUGGAUACAUCGAUACGCUUCGAACCGAAGAUGCCUCUGCCAAAUAUCCUGAGGAAGGCAAGCAGCUAUAUUUUAGGGGACUGCAGCCAGGACAAUCGUCGCGCCGUGUACCAGGACGGGGAGGCGUUGUUUUGCAAAAAUAAUGUCUGCGUUCAUCCGCCGACGUUGAUGAGACAGAACUCCGACGUGGUGCAUCAUCCUGGAUACAUGGCGAUCACCUGCAGGUUCAAUAAGAAUUCGAACGUGCCGACGCUGCAUCUUAGCUGGAUACCGAACAGCACGCUUCGCAAGCAUCCUGCAACGCUGGAGAAUGUGAACGCGAAGAAGCCCGAUUGUGCCGCGCAUCGAGACGCCGAGACCACCGUUAGUCACCCCUCGCAGAUAUCCGAGGAGAGCUGCAAUUUGAAGUGCGACUAUGAGAACACCAGCGGCAAGGUUGACGUUUGUUUGGAGGUGAAGGAACCGGUUAGCUGCGGAGACUGCGAACGCGUUUGUUCCGGCGGGUUCCCGCGGGGUGCUGGAUCCGGUCUCGACGAGCCCAAAGAAAAGAACGAGGACGACGAACGGAAUUAUUUAUGCGACGACAAAGCUAUAGCCUCGUUGGAAACCAAGGAAACGUCGAACGAUUCCGACGAUCCCAUCGAGAAGAAUCAUCAUCGGUCCGACGCUUCGCCGACUGUGAUACACGAAGAAAGCAACUGCGGCGACGAUUUGAACCGAUCAAGUUCCGAGUUUGUUAGCGAGAAACAUGACGAAAGUCAGAAUUAUAACGAUGAAAAAGAUAUCAAAAUACAAGAGUGCGAUGGGAGAAGCAUGGACGAGGAACUUAGAUAUCCCUAUUAUGAUGAUGGUAGCCUCAAGAGUCGUAGCAUGUCGCUGUCUUCUACGUGCAGCUUAUCCGUUGGUGAGGAGAUUCCAACAUGGAUGAGGUCGCCAGAACUGUUGGCUUUGCAGCAUAAUCUUACGUUUCCUGAAAGCGCUACAGCUUCUCCUAUUACAUUACGUAGGGCGCACAGAUGUAGACGGUUCUCCGUUGAUCUCAGCGAAAUGAGGUCCUUGAGGUUGUUCUUUGCAGAUCCAGCAUGUACCUCUGGUCAAUUAGUAGUUGCAAGUAGAGAGAGUCAAUAUAAGAUUCUGCAUUUCCACCAUGGUGGCUUAGAUAGAUUAGCAGCAAUUUUACACCAGUGGCAUCAAUUACUUUAUCCGAGACUAAACGAGGAUACCGAAGAAGGCCUCCCAUAUAGGCAUUUUAUGGUAUGUCGACCCGAGGUAAGUCGUGAUGAAUUACACCCGGAAGAGGGACAGGUACCAAUGAUUACCUCAUUAGCGUGGAAAGAUUUAUUAAACGAGAAGGGUCAAGUGGAAGAUGAUCUAGCACUUCGUAAAGGAAUAUUUUUUGGAGGGUUGGAACCAGCGUUAAGAAAAAUUGUAUGGCCAUUUCUUCUUCACUGUUAUUCAUAUCAAAGCACUUACGAAGAAAGGGAACAAAUAGAUGCCAUUUUGAAACAAAAAUAUGAAGAAAUUCAAAAGCAUAGAACGAACAUGAGUCCGAAGCAAGCAGAACAUUUCUUGCGAAACGUGGUGUGUAUCGUGGAGAAGGAUGUUGUUCGAACCGAUAGAGGAAAUCCAUAUUAUGCGGGAGAAGAUAAUCCAAAUAUUGAAGUAAUGAAGAACAUUUUAUUAAAUUAUGCAGUUUACAAUUCUCGAUUAGGUUAUACACAAGGGAUGUCUGAUCUGUUGGCACCAUUAUUGGCUGAACUGAAUUCUGAAAUAGAAGCUUUUUGGUGUUUUGCUGGUUUAAUGGAAAGAUCUGUAACUGUGUGCACGCCUACUGACGUUGACAUAGACAGAAACUUGUGUUAUUUAAGGGAAUUAGUUAGAAUAAUGGUACCAGAUUUUUAUGCUCACCUUCAAAAACAUACAGAUGCCUUAGAACUUCUGUUUUGUCACCGAUGGAUACUCCUAUGUCUGAAACGAGAGUUUCUUACUGAAGUAGCACUAGUAAUGUGGGAAGCCUGUUGGGUGAAUUAUUUAACGGAUCACUUUCAUCUGUUCCUUUGCCUCGCUGUAAUAUGUGUUUACGCAGAUGACGUAAUAGCACAAGAUCUUAGAACGGAUGAAAUGUUGUUGUAUUUUAGUUCUUUAGCCAUGUACAUGGAUGGAAAUCUCAUAUUGAGAAAGGCUAGAGGCCUACUGCAUCAUUUUCGUCAGCUUGUUCGUCUACCUUGUACAUUAGUAGGACUUUGUCGCCCGUACGGUCCAGGAAUGUGGGAUUGUACCCACGAUCCUGUCAUAGAAUGUGUAGGUCAUGAAAUUGCAUCAUGCCCGCACUUGUUAUUGCAAUCAGUUUACGGCCGUACGUUCAAAUGCUGUUCUUAUGUGAAAUAAAUAUGUUAUAAAAAUUUCGGUUGACUAACGUGAUGUGAAUAAGAACGCAAGUUAAUGAAAGUAAUAUUUGACUCUCUUGUACUAUUUGUAAGAAAUUCUUAAUCGAUUUAACACAACCAGAAAAUUAUUAUUAUACAUUUGUAUUGUCAUGUUCUUAUUUGCAUAUCUCUUCUAAGUUCACAAAUGCUGAUUUAAAUAAGGAUUAAAGAGAUAUCUAAUAUACAACGUUUUACAACAUCUAUAACAGCUCCUACAAAAAAAAAAAAGGUAUUCUGUACUAAACAAUUAGAUAGAACUCGGAUGAUCAUGACGAGUUCUGAUCAAAAACCUGUAGUACAAUUAAAGACUGAUGACCAAAAGAGAAUGGAGUAGUACAAGCAGCCUAGCUUUAAUAUCUCCAAACAAAAUAGAAAGCUUUUCAUCCUAUGAACAUAUUUAUUAAAUACAGUUAAUGAUGUACCAUUUAGCAGCUUGGUACAGAUUUUAAUGAGCCUUGAUCUGAAAAGAAAAAAAAACAAAAUUUAAUCUUACAUCAGCAAACUAAAUCAAAUAUCACUCGACAUAAGUACUGUAAAGAUAUUUAUUACAUGUCCAAUUAAAUUUCUUGGUCAAUUAACGA
Megalopta genalis is the source of this 4345-nucleotide messenger RNA. RefSeq names its product TBC1 domain family member 16 (gene TBC1D16). Gene Ontology annotation, cellular component: early endosome. NCBI's taxonomy places the organism in Eukaryota, Metazoa, Arthropoda, Insecta, Hymenoptera, Halictidae. Gene Ontology annotation, molecular function: GTPase activator activity. Gene Ontology annotation, biological process: activation of GTPase activity. The record is from RefSeq and is a predicted model, not a curated record.